AUGGGGCUGGUACUAAGGCAGAAGCCACACAAGUCAAGCCUUGAAAUUCACGGGGAUGACAAUGAGAUUUUGAGAGUUUUGAAUGCGCACAGACAUUCUAAAAUAUUAUGCGAUGUCAAGUUGAUGGUAGAUGGUCAAGAAUUUCCAGCUCAUAAAGGAGUUCUUGCGGCUAAUAGCAACUUCUUUCUAGCCAUGUUUACAACGGAAAUGAUGGAGAAAGACAAAACAACCGUCAGUGUGGAGAGUGUUAGCGCAGCGGCCAUGGAAAGGCUUCUAGAAUACAUGUACACUGGACAGAUUCAGAUCCACGUUGAAAAUGUUCUUGAGUUGUUAGAAGCAUCCAAUUUUCUUUUCAUGGAAAAAGUGAAGGGAGCCUGUUGUCAGUUCCUAGAGAGCAUCAUGGACGUUGAAAAUUGUUUGGCAAUUUUCUCGAUUGCUGAUGUUUAUUCCUGUUAUGGCCUGCGUGGUGCUGUCAUGCAAUACAUUAACCAAACGUUUACCGAACUUGCUAAAUCAGAAACGUUUUUGAAGCUAGGCAAGAAAGAUGUCAUCAGGUUUUUGUCAAGUGAUGACAUUCAAAUUGAAAACGAAGGACAGCUUCUGGAUAUCGCACUGAACUGGAUAAAUUACGACCCCGAACGUAGGGCAAGCUGCAUUAAUGACCUUCUAGAACUGCUUCGCUUGCCCUAUAUACAUCAAUCACACUUUCAAGUUAAAUUAGACCAAUUUAAUGAACACCAUAGGCGAAAUGGCAAGAAAAUAACAGCAUGGAAUAACAAUUCUUGGAAGACGAAUGCGAGAAAAUCCUACCGUCGCGUUGAAGUGAUUGUGGUAACAGGUGGUUGUGAUAGAGGAACCAUCCUCGACAGUGGAAUUUGUUUCAUCCCUGCUGUGCAAAAGUGGACGCAAAUACCAAACAUGCAAGUUCCUCGGUGGAGGUAAAGUUAACUUUGCUAGAUUUCUCAUUUGUUCCUUUAUUGUCAAAUUAAAGGAAGGUUCUAGUAACUCUAUUUCUCGGUACGUAGACGAGCAACCACGACACCCCAGAGGAAUGAGUACGAGUUAACCUCAAAUCCAAAAUUUGGGGGCGGCGUAUUUUAAUAAUGUAAUAGAUUCAGCUUAUUGAAAUUAACAUACAUUAAUUCCGAAUUUUUAUUAAAAGUUGUAGUUCGCCUUUUGACAUUGUGAGUUCAAGAACAUACUGUAAUACUUUAUUUGAGUCGUUGUUUUUACAAUUUUACGAGGUACAGUGUACUUAAAGCCGUUAUGCAAAAAACUACACGUUUUAUUACAAAUUGCGACAGAUAUUACUAAAAGCGACUUUUAUGACAUAAGUUAACAGCACCUACUUUGCUGAAAAGGCUUCUCGUCUGACGUGGAUUUUUUCCCGGGGUGGGGACCCCCUUAGGAUAGGGUAGGCGAGACCUUAGGAUAGGGUAUGGUAUUCUUUCUCUCUGUCCUAAACAGGGUAUAUAAUUUUGCGCGAGUCUGUCCUAAACAAACAGUGUACAUUUCCUUUGGCCUGAAGAGGGUAAUAAAAUUGAGUGUUUUGUCCUAAACAGGGUAUGUAUGAACUAUUAAAUGUAUGACUACGUAUUUUGGAGCUUUCAGUGAUUGGGCUUCCCUUUAUUGAAGUUAAGAGACCAAAGCUGAACAUGAUUUUUAAACGAAAUUUGAAUAGGUUUUUAGGUAACCCUUCUUACGUUAGCUUUAUGUACGUAUUUUUAAUUAAGUUCUUAAUUUUUAUGCUACUCACUUUAAUAUUUCAUUGUAGGAUUAAUAAUGUUGUUUCAGUUUCUUUUAAUAGAGGACCUUCCGGAAAACCUCUCUUAGUGAUGGUGGCCUCCUCUUAAAUCAAUUAUUAUGUAUUAUUAUUAUUAUUUUAUUUUUUUGAAAAAAAUUUUAUUGACAACAAUGCUUACUAUUAAAAUCCUAUUUACAAAUAAUUAAUGUAUUAUUAUUAUUAUUAUUAUUAUUAUUAGCAUUAUUAUUAAUUGUUAAUUGUCGAACGGAGAUUGUACGACCAAAAGGAACUGUGGCCAGGGUUUUGCAUAUUGAUGGUAAAUAAUCUCCUAUCUAAGCUAGUCAAUGAUGCCCGCUCCUUUUAGUGAAGACCUUCGAUGGCAGGUUAUAUGGUUGUCCAUGUUCUUCAGCAUUCAGUUGCAUUCAGGUUUCAUUUUUCUUGGGCGUUUCUGAAAGAACAGUUGAGCGCUAUAUUUCUAAAGUUCUUGUGACUGGCGAUGUAAAGUCAGAGAUAAUAGGCCGUUCAUAAGAGGCAACGAGGAACGUCUUUUAAUUGAAAAAAGCGUGAAUUUCUUUUGUACUUCGGAGUCAAGAACCCUCAGACAAACUUUCAUAGUUGGUGUUGAUUUUCAAGCAGGGUGAACGCAACGUAUGAAAUUUUGCAUAUGAAAUAGCGUAACCACAGUUCCUCUCGGUCUUGCAACGUCCGUUCGACAUUCGCCGUUCGCUAUUCUCUCCUACAACCUUUUUUGAAAUAGCUGUAUAUUUAAGCAAAUUUGCCUAAUACUUUUUUGAAAACAAACCUUCUUCAGGGGCUAAAAGGAAUAUGAAGAUAAAACUAAAAGUAGGCGUUUAAAAUAAAAGUUUGAAAAUAUGAAACAAAAACAAUAGAUUGUCAUUGGUGUAGGAGACUAGAUAGUCUCGUAUAUCAACGAGCUUCGCCACGCCUAUUUUAAUUAUUCCUAGGGGAGAUAAUGUGUCCCCUUUGUGUAUCAAAUGAGCCUCCCUAGCCUUUCUGACUGCGUCACGGUUUUUGUGUAUGAGUUCAAGUGGAGGAGACUGGGCCGAAUACCUACUGACGAGCGUAAGUCUAGAUAACUGCAUUGCAAGUUGUGAAAUAUAAAAAAAUUCUGUGAAGUAGUCUCUCCCCCUCCUUGAUCUGAUUGGAGGUUUUAAAAUUUAAAAGCUCAAUAUAAGGAACUAGGAGACUUAUUUCAUUUCUUAAUCCAUCGCUGUUUCCUACCUUCCUUUAAAGACAUCAAAUGGUGGCCUCAAACGACCACAUAUUUGCCAUCGGUGGACUGAGAGACGUUUGUGUCAAGGGUCCUGUGAUUCCUUUCGCAGAGACAUUCAAUGGUGAAACCAACUCAUGGACCCGUGUCACACACCAGCCAGCCAUACAUGACGUGGAAUUUGACUCAUUCUGUGCAGCGUCCAUUGAGAGCGGAGUGUUGCUGGUGGGAGGAGUGGACCUCAGAACAAACCGCUGUACUUCCCGGGUCUCCUGUGUUCAAUUCAGUGAUGGCUGCUCAAACGUUUCACAGUUGUCACCGCUGAUAUUUCCCAGAGCUGGGCAUUGUCUUGUGACGUCAGGAGAACGCGCGUUUGCCAUUGGUGGAUUUCAAACUCCAUAUUCGCAUGGUAGUGCAGACGGAAUUAGAAGUGUUGAAAGCUAUAAUAUACGGCAAGGUAAGAUUUUUAUACAGUCAGGGUUUGUUUUGGUAUAACAGGGGCGUAGCCAGGAUUUUCCAUUGGUACGCACAAUUAAAGGAUUGAUGGUGAGGCCGAGGUGAGAACAACGCGUUCAAGCUUGCUAUCUGCGCACCAUUGUCCCACUUUCUCUCUAAACAGAUCAUUUUAUGAAUCACGUCACUUCGCUAGAAACCGACAUUCAGAUGUGGAAAAAAGUAUGUUUUUAAGCUGAAACAUAUUUUAAAGAAACACUCAGGGUUAAAUGAGUUGAGUCAAACUUUGCUUUUUAAAAUAAUUUUCUUUUAUGUUAAAAGGCGUAUUGUUAUCAUCAUCAUUAUUAUUAUUACUAUUAUCUCUUUUAUUUUAUUAUUGUUUUUAUUAUUAUCUUCGACUUAUUCAGCUACGCCCCUGUAUGACAUAUGCGUACCAAGCCAAAGAAUUGCAAAAAAAGUGUUGCGACCUUUCCUUAGCCUCGAAUUUACCACAAUUUGAUCUGAUGGCGCAUGGCAGACUGGCCAAAAAAAAUACGCAAAAUUGUCAUAUCUCUUGGAGGUCUGCCAGAGUUAUGGAAGACACUCAUUGGUUUUGUACCUGUACCUUUCAAAUUAUGUCGAACAUUCAGCUUUCUCUCAACCAAACAAACAAACAAACAAACAAACAAACCACUUCCCUUUGGUUUUUGAUGAGCUGGGACUACAAGCUAGUUAUUUUAUUAGUUUUUUCUUUGUUUCUUAGAUGUUUGGAUUUGUGUUCAACCCAUGAAUGAACCGCGCCACUCUGCCGCUGCAGUAUCAUUGAAUGAUCAAAUCCUCAUCUGUGGGGGCUGUGAUGGAGAAAACGUGCUAAAGUCGUGUGAAGUGUACGACACAAAACUCAACAAGUGGCAACACAUUCCUCCAAUGAAGAGCUCCCGGAUGAGACAUUCUGCCGUGGUGCAUGCCGGUAAGGUUUACGUAUUUGGAGGUGUGAGUGUUAACAGCGGAGGCAUUGCUUUGAAGUCUGUCGAAUGCUACAAUCCCGAAGAAAACUGCUGGACAAAAGUACCUGAUAUGCCAAAUGGAAGAUUUGACCACCAGUCUCAUAUUUAUAGCCUUAGAUACAAGUUCGUUUCUCAUGUUUUUGACGUGUCAUCAUGA
Porites evermanni is the source of this 4571-nucleotide messenger RNA. The record is from the annotation of a GenBank genome assembly. Lineage: Eukaryota; Metazoa; Cnidaria; Anthozoa; Scleractinia; Poritidae.